Messenger RNA from Aspergillus terreus NIH2624, 2121 nucleotides. RefSeq names its product glycoside hydrolase family 47 protein. Bases 1 to 2121 code for a protein of 706 amino acids. The transcript is spliced from 3 exons. Gene Ontology annotation, cellular component: membrane; endoplasmic reticulum. Gene Ontology annotation, biological process: carbohydrate metabolic process; N-glycan processing. The record is from RefSeq and is a predicted model, not a curated record. Gene Ontology annotation, molecular function: mannosyl-oligosaccharide 1,2-alpha-mannosidase activity; calcium ion binding. NCBI's taxonomy places the organism in Eukaryota, Fungi, Ascomycota, Eurotiomycetes, Eurotiales, Aspergillaceae.
AUGUCUUACCAAUAUCCGCGACACAGCCCCUCGCUCUCUCCCAAUCGGCCUCUCGAGAACAACUACUGGCGUCCUAGCCGGAGCCCGGGCACCACUGGACUGGGCGGGUAUGGUCUUUCACAGUCUCCCGGGAUAUCGAACAAUCUGAACAAUUUCUUCACCGGCGACCGCGGCCUCCCCAUGUACAAGGAUAAGCCGUAUUUCGCGCCCCGGCGCACUGGCCCCAGACUCAGACGGAGGAGGGCUGUGUACGGUGUCGGUGUGUUGGUGUUUCUGGCUGUCGUUUGGUAUUAUGUAUUUGGAGGAUGGGGAGGGCCCGCACUGAAAACGCCCGAUUCGGCGCGCGGAGAAGCGCUCUGGGCGUGGGUGCAGAGCCUCGACAGCACGGACCCGACGUACGACGGGACGCUACAGAAGGGCAUCGACUGGGCCGCGCGGAGAGAAAAAGUCAGGGAUACAAUGAUCGUCAGCUGGGAUAGCUAUGAACAGCAUGGUUGGGGUCUUGACGAGUACCGCCCGCAGGCUAAGAAUGGCAAGAAUAUGGUCGAAGGUGGCAUGGGAUGGAUUAUUGUUGACGCACUUGAUACGCUCAUGAUCAUGAACCUGACCUCGCGCGUCCAACACGCUCGCAGCUGGAUCCACCACACAUUGCAGUACAACCAGAACCACGACGUGAACACGUUUGAGACGACCAUUCGGAUGCUGGGUGGGCUUCUCUCAGCGCAUUAUCUCUCUUCGACCUUCCCCGACCUGGCGCCGAUCACAGAUGACGACGCGGGCUCGCCCGGCGAGGACCUGUAUAUCGAAAAGGCAACUGACCUGGCCGAUCGAUUGAUAGGCGCUUUUGACUCCAAGUCCGGGGUGCCGUUCGCCAGUAUUAACCUCAACACAUCAGAGGGCAUCCCGUCCCAUGCAGACAACGGUGCUUCGUCAACGGCGGAGGCUACGACGUUGCAGUUGGAGUUCAAGUAUCUGGCCAAGCUGACUGGCGAGGCGGAGUAUUGGCGGGUCGUAGAGAAGGUGAUGCAGGUUGUGGACGAGCAAAACGCGAAAGACGGGCUUGUUCCGAUCUAUAUAUACCCCGACACUGGCCAUUUCCGGGGUGACAAUAUCCGUCUCGGCAGUCGGGGCGAUUCGUACUAUGAAUAUCUUAUCAAACAGUAUCUCCAGACGUCUGAACAGGAGCCCGUGUACAAGGAGAUGUGGGACGAAGCGCUCGUCGGCAUUCGGAAACACCUCAUUGCGUACAGCAAAAACGCCCAGCUGACCAUCCUGGGCGAGCGUCCCUCCGGCCUUGACGGCGCCCUAUCCCCCAAGAUGGACCACCUCGUGUGUUUCCUGCCGGGCACGAUCGCGCUCGGCGCCACCGGCGGACUACCCCUGUCACAGGCGAAGAAGUCCUCGACGUGGACGCAGCGGCACGACGAGGAGAUCCUCCUCGCCAAGGAGCUCAUGAAGACCUGCUGGGCGACGUACCUCGCCACCAAGACCGGCCUCGCGCCCGAAAUCACCUACUUCCAGAUGGACACCCCGGCCGUAAUGGAGAGCGACGCGUACCCGGACUCGACCCUCGCCACGGGCAACCGCGAGUCGCAGCAUAAGGAUCUGCCCCUACGAUCGAAGCCGCUCUACCCGCUCGCCGACGAGACCCUGACCUGGCGCGACGACAUCCAGAUCCACACCCAGGACCGCCACAACCUCCAGCGGCCCGAGACCGUCGAGUCGCUCUUCUACAUGUACCGCAUCACCGAGGACGAGACCUACCGGCAGUGGGGGUGGGAGAUGUUCAAAUCCUUUGUGCGCCAUACAGCUGUUGUAGAGCACGACCCGCUCGUGUCGGAGGACGCGGCCAACGGACAGGAGCCAGCGGCGCAGCGUCCCUCCCGCAUCGUGGGAUUUACCUCCCUCUCCAACGCCGACACGAUCCCCGCCGUCCAGCGAGACAACAUGGAGAGCUUCUGGAUGGCCGAGACCCUCAAGUAUUUCUAUCUGCUCUUCUCGGAUCGCGAGUUCCUCCCCCUCGAGAAGAACGUGUUCAACACCGAGGCCCAUCCCUUGCCCCGCUUCCAGCCGGGAGGGGAGUUGAAAACGGGAUGGACGCGGAAGAGCCGGGAGACGUGA